Molecule: messenger RNA, 813 nt
Organism: Rotaria sp. Silwood1
Lineage: Eukaryota; Metazoa; Rotifera; Eurotatoria; Philodinida; Philodinidae
Source: the annotation of a GenBank genome assembly
AUGAGUCACUAUCUUAUAUCAGUAAUUAUUAUUGAUACAAUACUUUUUCUUAAUUUACUUGCAAUUCUCUUUGCAUUUCGUACGAAAAAACAACGACUUUGGUUAUAUAUAAUGCUCAUCUUUGUUACAAUACUCAUAACUAUACGUAAUCUGCAUUUAUUUGUUUCAAUAAUAUAUAGAACAGUAACUGAAUUCGAGAAGAAGCGAACGUUUUUUUCUGAUGCUAUUAAUCGACAGAUAAAUUUUCUUGAAGAACCUCAACAUCCAGUAUGGAAAAUAAUAUUAUUAAAACAAUGUUGUGGAUUAAAUUCAAAAUAUUCUAAAUCAAAUAUUAAAGAAUAUCAAUGGUUUCGACAAACAUUUUUUUCAUAUUUUUGUCCAGAUUUACACUUAAAACACGACCAAAUUAUGUUAUUUGAACAUACAUUUAAGAUAAAAUAUUCACCUCAAGGUCUUUGUUUACCACUAAUUAGUCAUGAAUUAAAAAUUGAAUUAAUUUUAAUUUCACUGGAUCUUGGUUUAGGUGUUCUUCUUAUGUUACUUACAUGGCUAUUUAUUUGCCAAGAUCGAUUAUUAUAUUUAACAUUACUUAAAAAUAAAUUAAAAAAAAAACAAAGACCUUCAAUCAUAGGUACUAAUAAAUCAUCAACUACUUCCGUGAUUCAAGAACCUAUGAUAACCGAAAUUCCAAAACUAUCAACAUUGCCUACAUUGGAAGAAUUACAUAAACCAAAACAAUUAGUUACAAUGAAAUCUUCUGAAACUAAACGAUUGUAUAAAGGAUAUCUCACUGCAUUAGAAGAUGAGAAAUAA